AUGGGUAUUCAGACUUAUUGGAUGAGUAUAUUCAUGCUUCCUCAGAGUGUUGUGAAGAAUAUUGAUAAAGUUUUCCGUCAAUUUCUUUGGGGUGAGAGUGGUUCCCGAAGUAAAUUACAUUUCACUUCUUGGGAGCAAGUUUGUCGGCCUAAGCCUUUUGGAGGUUUAGGAUUUCAUGAGGGGGCUAUUUGGAAUAAGCUGAAACUUGCUAAGUAUAUUUGGGCAAUUGAAUCUAAAAAAGACCAACUUUGGGUUAAGUGGGCUGGAGUAAUCAAAGGAAAGUUACAGCUGGGCUCUUUUUAUACUCAGCGUCUAAUGAAUGAGCGAGUUGCUUAUGCUAGACCUGUUUGGUGUAAGCUCUCGGUGCCUAAACACAGAUUUAUUCUGUGGCAGGCUGUUAACCACCAUUUGCUCACUCGGGACUUACUUGCUGCUCAUCACAUACCAGUAGUAAAUUUAAGAUGUCCAGUUUGUGAUCUUGUUGAGGAAAGUCAUGGCCAUCUUUUCUUUGAUUGCAUCUUCUCUAGAAAGGUCUUACUGCUGGUUUCUGGUUGGCUUGGAGGGGUUACUUGGCCUGGAAAAUUUGAGGACUGGAUCGCAUGGCUGUCCACCUGGAAGUCGGACUGGAUGCAUUUUAUAGUGGCUGCUUCUCUUGCUGCUUGUAUUUAUUUUAUCUGGUAUAAUAGAAAUGCCUGCUGUUUUAGUGAUAGUUGUUUAACUGACUUUAAAAUAGAUCAUCUGAUUAGGCAAGCAGUCAAAGCUAGAGUUCUUAAUGUAAAUUCUAGGCACCUGUCUACUAGAGAAAGGCAAAUGAUUGAGUUUGUAAAAUCUUUGUAA
Humulus lupulus (European hop) is the source of this 837-nucleotide messenger RNA. RefSeq lists its product as uncharacterized. The coding region runs from base 1 to 837 and encodes 278 amino acids. NCBI's taxonomy places the organism in Eukaryota, Viridiplantae, Streptophyta, Magnoliopsida, Rosales, Cannabaceae. The transcript has 2 exons. The record is from RefSeq and is a predicted model, not a curated record.